AUGGCUAGCCGUGUGCAGUUGGUGUGCGUCCUCUGCGUGCUGUGCUGCUGCUGCGGCGGCGAUGGCCACGCGUCGGGGACCCAAAUGGUGCACAAUACCGAGGGCUGGAGGGCAACACCGUAUAAUAUUUGGUACUUUGUUAUAGUGGGUGAAUGCCAUGAUGAACAUAAAGAUAAAACUGCGAAUAUGACGGCAAUUAAUAAUUGUAUUUUUGAGAGGAUCAAUAAUAUUUAUGCGUCUUUGUACAAUAUGGACCUCCGGAAACGCAAUGCCAAUGAUGAUGCUGCUGCCGCGCCCUCUUUGGCUGGGGAAAAAAAAACCACGUGCCGCAGGCCGCGGGAGGUGAAGGAUCGCCGGCGCAAUCAGGAGCGGAGCUCCAACACCCUGCGAAGGUGUCGCAGUCACAAGUCCCACAGGAAGUUGAGCAGCGGCUAA
Messenger RNA from Trypanosoma rangeli, 435 nucleotides. RefSeq lists its product as uncharacterized. The transcript has a single exon. NCBI's taxonomy places the organism in Eukaryota, Euglenozoa, Kinetoplastea, Trypanosomatida, Trypanosomatidae. Bases 1 to 435 code for a protein of 144 amino acids. The record is from RefSeq and is a predicted model, not a curated record.